This is a messenger RNA of Melanaphis sacchari, 2398 nucleotides long. RefSeq names its product type I inositol 1,4,5-trisphosphate 5-phosphatase (gene 5PtaseI). Lineage: Eukaryota; Metazoa; Arthropoda; Insecta; Hemiptera; Aphididae. Gene Ontology annotation, molecular function: inositol-polyphosphate 5-phosphatase activity. The transcript is spliced from 14 exons. Gene Ontology annotation, biological process: phosphatidylinositol dephosphorylation. Bases 313 to 2247 code for a protein of 644 amino acids. The record is from RefSeq and is a predicted model, not a curated record.
AUGAUUUAAUUAUUAUUUAUUAUGGUAUAGGUAGCUGCGACAUCGGACUCAUUAUUUUCAAGUGUUUAAACGGCGUGCGCGAGCGUGUGUAUUACGACUAAAUAAUCGCUAUUACAAUGGGUGCAUAUUAUUAUGGUAGUGAUAUUGUACGGCCCCGCGCGAGUAUGUGCACCGGACGCAGAGUCGUUUUUCCGGUCAAACGCAGUCGCUCCGUCGUCGGAAACGGUCUUCCGGUACGCGAAUGAUCAUCUAGCUGACGUGCCGUAAAAAUACAAAUCGUGGUUCUCACUUUCUCAUCUAUUCCAGUCCAAUAUGGCUUGCGACUCUUCCACUCGCGUUCUGUUGGUCACGGCGAACAUUGGGUCGAUAUUUGAAAAUCCAAGUGUGAUGCUAAAAAUAUGGACUGAAGAAUUUUUAAACACUGUGAGCAGAUUGGAUCCAUAUUUUAUAGCUUUGCAUUGUCAAGAAGUUGGCGGAAAAAAUUACGAAGAAAGCAUGAAACACGUCAAUUUUUUUGUUAGUUUAUUGAUGACAAGUAAAGAAUUGAGGAUCUUCAACAGAGCUCAAGUAUUUCUUGAUGAAGAAUUCACAUCAGCAGAAAAUUUUACAGCUUUGGGAAACUUUUAUUUUAUUCACGAAGCCAUAAAAGAAGCAUGUAUAUGGGAUUUUAAUAAACAAGAAUUUUUAUCUGUAACUGAAAAAACCAUAUAUUCUGGAAAUAUUGAACAUGUUUCCACUAAAGAAAAGUCUAAAUUUCCUCAAGAUUUUUUUCCAGAGUGUAAAUGGUCACGUAAAGGGUUUUUGAGAACUAGAUGGAAGCUUAAUGGUUCUGUAUUUGAUCUCAUAAAUAUUCAUUUGUUUCAUGAUGCUUCAAAUUUUACUGCAAUGCAAUCUCACUCUUCUGUUUAUUCUAUCAUGAGACAAAAAGCACUUGAAUACACUUUAGAUCGGUUUCGUAACUAUGAAUUUGGAUUUGCUCCGUUUUUUUUAUUUGGAGAUUUUAAUUUUCGCACAGAUACUAAAGCUGUUAUAAUGAAAAUAGUUGAAGGGCUGGAUAUGGUAAAAGAUGACGUUGACAAAGAUAAUUUAGUUUUUCAUUAUACAGACAAUUCAAAAGAAGUUAUUUUUACUUUAAAAAAAAAAGAAUUUCGUCAUCUGGAUCAUCAAAAUAUAUUUGUGUCGAAAAGUGGAUCGUGGUUAAAAGAAUUUGAUCACGAAUUAAAAUCAUUUGAAGAACAAUUGUUUGAAUUUCCUAUACAUUUUCAACCAAGUUAUCCAUUUGAAGAAAAUGAACAUGAAGGAACGAACUAUAUGCAAACCAGAUGUCCAGCUUGGUGUGAUAGAGUAGUUUUAAGUGCUGGUGCUAAACUUUUAAUUGAUAAAAAGGCAUUAGAAGUAGAUAAUAAUGGUGAAGUGGAGUAUGAUCUUAUUGGAAAGAAAACAUGUAUGGGAGAUCAUAAGCCUGUUUACUUGAAAUGUGACAUUAUGAACAAUGCAGGUAUAGUGGACAGAGUGGAUUGUGCUUGUAAGCUUAACCGUGUGCCUCCUGAAACCCAAAAUCCACUGCAUGCUUUAUUGGGUGAUCAUUUAUGUGUAGAUUCAGACGAGUGUUGUAUUCCAGUAGUAGAUACAAUUGUACCACAUAAUACUGUAUUAGGUGAAGUUAAAAUCCCUCCAGUGCCAUCUACAUCCACAGAUGAUUAUGAAUUUGACGCUGUAUCUUUAAAACAAAAUUAUACAGAAAGUCAUUGUAAAACAAAUAAGCCAUUUACUUGCAGAUUUUUGCGUAAAAAAAUAUCUGACAAACAUGGGACACAUAAAAAUAUAUUUCCUGUAUCUGAUUGCAUUUGCAAAACACACAAAUGGAAAUUUCCGAUGAUCAUGCAAAAAGCUUGGAAGCAUAAUAGACGUAUCAGGCUCAAGUCAAUCCCUAGUUUCAAUAACAUGCCCUUACAAAGGUAUCAAAGUCACCAUAGUUCAUCGGAUGAAGAUUGGUUUGAGGAAAUUGCCGAUGAUGAAACUAAUAAUUGUGAUGACAAGAAAAAUAAAUGCAUUUCUAAUUCAAACAUAACUCUUACUAAUGACGAUAAUUGUUCUGUUUAUUUUGAUAAUGAAUCUGAACAAGUAGAAACAGACAAAUUUAAAUGGUGUUCUUCUUUUGCAUUUAGAAAAUUUUGUGACAAACGACCAUUAGCAGAAAAAAAGAUAACUCGUAGAGAUCCUACAACUUCUUGUCAAAUUAUAUAAUCAAAUUAUCUGGCCAUAAUUAACCUAAAUUAUUUAUAACAUAAUUGAAGAUAACGGAUAGAAUUACAAUACCUAAUUAUUAUUUUAAAUACAUGUAAAUAAAAAAAAAUAUUAUAUAUUUUAAUUUUAGUAUGACUUGUGAAAAACAUAG